Camelina sativa (false flax) is the source of this 870-nucleotide messenger RNA. Lineage: Eukaryota; Viridiplantae; Streptophyta; Magnoliopsida; Brassicales; Brassicaceae. The record is from RefSeq and is a predicted model, not a curated record.
AUGAAGACUCCUAAUUUUGCCUUCCGGUCGGACCUCCCUAUGGACAUCUUGACAUCUGUGUUCAAACGUUUGAGUUUUGUUGAUUUACACCGCGCUAAGAUUGUGUGUCUCAAUUGGUAUUCGUGUUCAAAACAAACGUUGCUCUGUAAAAAAAGACAUCCAUGGCUGAUUCUGUUUCCAGAGAACGAUGUUUGUAGUCUGUAUAACCCGGAUGAAGGUAGGGUUUACAAAACAAAAAGAGACUUUUCAGGGAUCAGAUUCUUGGAAAACUCAGGUAACUGGUUCUUGGUUCUUGAUUCCAAAUCUAAGCUCUACAUCAUAAAUUUGUUUAGCGAGAAACAUAUCGAUCUUCCACCUUUAGAGUCGAUGAAGAGGGAUCACUAUAGUCUUGAACGAGUCGGAGAUAAUGAAUUCAAGGAGAAUGAUGAUACCCUUAUGCCAUUUCGUCCGCGUGAUUAUGUUUAUGAAACAAUUAGCUAUAACAUUGCAGUUACAACAUCAGGAGAGGUUUUGUUGGUUGAGAUCUACUUUUACAAAACAACAAUGCAGAGGAGGUUCAGUCUUUUCAAGAAGGAUCCUAAUCCAGACCCGGAUGCUAUUUUGAACAACCCGAACCCGCUUGUUGAGGUAUAUUCUCUAGGUGAUGAGGCACUGCUUCUUGAUUUGGGCAUCACCGUGCCUGCUGACCAUACCCUUGGCAUCGAGCCAAACUCUAUCUAUUUUACCCGUCAUGACCGUGCUUGUAAACGUGGCUUGGAACCUUCAUGCCUUGACAUAUGUGUGUUCAACCUUGCAACAAAGAACCUCAAACGCUUCCCCGGUCUCUCCAACUUGUGGCUCACGGAUGCUCGAUGGUUUCUCCCGUCAUGA